Leucoraja erinaceus (little skate) is the source of this 972-nucleotide messenger RNA. RefSeq lists its product as uncharacterized. The record is from RefSeq and is a predicted model, not a curated record. The transcript has 2 exons. Lineage: Eukaryota; Metazoa; Chordata; Chondrichthyes; Rajiformes; Rajidae. Bases 1 to 972 code for a protein of 323 amino acids.
AUGGUCGCAGCCCGCCGCCGGCUCGCAGCAAAAUCAGCAGCAGCCGUGAGUCGGUGGUGCCGGCGGCGGCACAGACGGAUACUGGAGUGGACGGUGGUCGCCGAGCUGGCGCCGGUGAGUCAGGUCCCGGAGCCGCCGUCGCCUCGCGUCCCCUUCACGAUUUCGAAUGAGCAACGGUCGCCGCACGCGCCCGCCACCGCCGGAAGCGGUCGAGCCGCCGCCACCAUCACCAAUCACAAACCGCAAACCCCGGACAACCGCAGGCCCCGCCCCACGGCGUCACUCACACCGCAGGCCCCGCCCCACGGCGUCACUCACACCGCAGGCCCCGCCCCACAGCGUCACUCACACCGCAGGCCCCGCCCCACAGCGCCACUCACACCGCAGGCCCCGCCCCACAGCUCCCCUCACACCGCAGGCCCCGCCCCACAGCGUCAUUCACACCGCAGGCCCCGCCCCACAGCGCCCCUCACACCGCAGGCCCCGCCCCACGCCGUCACUCACACCGCAGGCCCCGCCCCACAGCUCCCCUCACACCGCAGGCCCCGCCCCACAGCUCCCCUCACACCGCAGGCCCCGCCCCACAGCUCCCCUCACACCGCAGGCCCCGCCCCACAGCUCCCCUCACACCGCAGGCCCCGCCCCACAGCUCCCCUCACACCGCAGGCCCCGCCCCACAGCGUCAUUCACACCGCAGGCCCCGCCCCACGGCGCCACUCACACCGCAGGCCCCGCCCCACAGCGUCACUCACACUGCAGGCCCCGCCCCACGGCGCCACUCACACCGCAGGCCCCGCCCCAACGUCACUCACACCACAGGCCCCGCCCCCAUCAACGUCACUCAAACUGCGGGCCCCGCCCCCAGCAACCGCACCCACCUCAGGCCCCGCCUCAUCAACGUCACUCACAUCGCAGGCCCCGCCUCCACCCGCAAACCUCCGCCCGCCAGCGUCCUUCACUCAAACACAAUAG